This is a messenger RNA of Acanthaster planci (crown-of-thorns starfish), 3524 nucleotides long. RefSeq lists its product as uncharacterized. Gene Ontology annotation, molecular function: growth factor activity. NCBI's taxonomy places the organism in Eukaryota, Metazoa, Echinodermata, Asteroidea, Valvatida, Acanthasteridae. The record is from RefSeq and is a predicted model, not a curated record.
GGUGUGCGCAGCUCGGCGUUUUGCACUUCAGACUGCCACAGUGCAACUGGAGGGUAUUGGCCUGUUUCUUUCGUUUUGUUGGUUUGCUGAGUCCGAGAGGCAUUCACCCCGGAGCGGCUUUGUGCGUCUUGGCACAGCCGUGGUGAAGCGGUUCUGUCCCCCAGGAACCAACUGUAAAAACACGGUCCCGCGACCCUGCGCCGCGGGCGACUAACCAACCACUCGGCUUUUCACAAAACUCACCACCGUUUCGGGAAACAAAGAACAACAUACACCCCGCCCUCCGCGCUGGGCACACCGAUUAAAAUAAGGAGGGGGAAAAAAACUUGUGUAAAUCGAGAGCUCUACAUUUCCACCUCAACACGGAGUUCGAAUUCAUUGUUCGGUGUUGAUUGAUGCUUGAUCGACAGUCUGUGGCCGGUUAUUUAGCUACGUGUCGUCCCAGCACCCGGACAUUCACUUCUUGGAUAAGAGAGACCAAAUCUCGGGAAAAGAAUUUACUGACGGUCCUAACAGCUGUUUGCGCAUCGCCACGUGCACAUCUACCAGGCUUCUGGAAAAACAGGAAAACAUGAGGAAACUUAUACUCGUACUCAUGGUGCUGUCAAUUUGCGUUGCCUUGGCAACGGCGGGCAAGAGGAGCCGGGACAGGAAAGACAGACGCAGGGACGGGAAAAGAGCUCGGCCCCAAGCUGACGCGGCUCAGCCCGAGAAUCCACCAACCGAAGAUUCCCGUGGCACUAAGCAGGAGCAGGCCCCGACUCAGCAUCCCUCCAACCAGCCUGAGCCCUCAGCCGACGUCCAGCGGCCCACCGCCGCCGAGGACCGGUCGAGCCCCCGGUGCAGCGAGUGGCGGUGGCAGCCGUGCGAGGUCCGCCAGGGCCGGUCUUGCGGCAAGGGCGUGGAGCGGGCCACGCGGGAAGGCGAAAACUGCAAGAAGAAGGAGCAGGCCCGGCCCUGUCGCGUGCCGUGUACAGACCGGGAGCAAGCCGGGAACGGAGACAGCAGUGAAGGCAGAAGGAAAGGAGGUAACCACGGAGAUGGCAGAGACCGCGGUGCUACCGGGAGUAACGAUGAAGGAAGGCAGAGGGUACCGAAAAGACAGCGAGAAGAAGCCCCGGUGGAGCUCGAGGAAAACACCGGAAAGUGCAAAUACAACAAGAAGGACUGGACAGAUUGCGACGUGCAGACUAGUCUCCAGACCAGGCUCUACCUCCUGAAGAAGGGUGACCCUGAUGAGUGUCCUGCCAAGAAGAUCAUUACCAAACCAUGCGACAAGUACCAGCGGCGACUGGAGAACAAGAACAAUUGUGAAUACGUGCUCGGCCCGUGGAGUCUUUGCAACGCCACCACCGACAUGCGUGAGAGACACGACACGCUCAUCGACCAGACCAAGCAAGAGGCCGGCUGUCGUCUGGUGAGGGACGUCCACCAACGAUGCGCAGUAGCUUGUGUUUAUACUUGGGGUGAGUGGAGCGAUUGUGACGAGGAGAUCGGAAAACGGUCGAUAACGGGCACAUUAGUGAGGGAAGACAUAACCCCUGCAGAUUGUGACCAGACCAUCACUCGAACUAAACCGUGCUAUGGAAAGAACGGGACUGAAAAAUGCUUCUUCGGUCCUUGGAGUGGCUACGGAAAGUGCGUCGAUGGGUACAAGCUUCGCACACGAAAGCUUCUUGUCGGAGAUAGACGGUGCGAACUGAGGGCGAGUCACGCCAUUCCAUGCAAAGGCUGAUGGUCAAGCUAAUCACCGUAGGACGCCCUCUCCUGACUCAAAAAUCAAAAAAAUCCUUAGCAACAGCGUUUAGAUUCCUGGGGCAACUUUUUACCCACAGAGCGAGCCAAUAAUCAAGUUGGUGGUUUGCCACAAGUUAUUGCAAAAAGGUAAAUGUCAAAGAACUUUCUUGCUUUCUGUGUUCUGUGAAUCUGUUCACAUUCGUCAUAAUAAUAGACGACCUUUUUGGAUUUUAAACGCUGAUGGCGCCGUUUAUUUCAGUGUGACGAGAGGUGCAGCCUGCGGAAUUCCAUCGGACGCGCGUGUAAUUGUGUUACUUUUGUCAAAACGUAUUUCCUAUUACUGGUAAUCAAUGUAUAUAACAAUAAUAAAAGUCAUCAUGUUUGCAGAUUUUGUUUGCCUUGGCGUAAUAGAAGUAGUGUUAUGAACUAGUUUUUCGUUUUAUUUUGUUUUGCUUCUUAAACUUCAUUGAUGAUCGCCGUAACUAUAUAUGUAUUACUCAUGUACAUGUGAGCUUUAGUUCACUGCAGAAGCAAGUUAUUGUAGAAUUUAGCCAAGUUGCUAAUGAUUGAAUGAGCAUAUUUCACAAUCAUUGUAAAUACCGUGUUUAACUUUAUUUCCAGCCUUGCUUUGUUACUUACUUUCCUCCACUGUGUUGAAAUUAGCUGCCACAUAUGUUUUACAUUAUGCAUGGUACCGUGACGAAAAAAAGAGGAAAAAAACAGUUUCACAUUACGGCAAGAAAUUAAUGGUUGCACUUGACGGAAAAGUUCAAGCACGAUUGCUAAUUUCGUAAAUAUUUAUUUAUUAUUUUUGGUACUUUUUGUUUAGUAUUUUUCUGUUUUGUAUUGUUUUAUUUCUUGUUUUGGAUACUGACCCGUCAUUUCUCAUAAUCAUUCAGUAAGUCUUGUUUACAACGUCCGUUUAAAGGGAUCAAUCUAGCAAGCCCCGCCCAUUUCUUACGUUGGCGCUUAGCACGUGUAACUCUCUUCCGGUGCCCCACGUUUUACAGCCGUGCAUGCAUGUCAAACAUAAGUAUCCCGACUGUGACAGGUCAGAAAACAAUAUGGGGCGGGGCUCAGUGGAUUGAUCUUGGCAGCAGUCAAAUGGUAGCGAGAUCGACACAAGAUGACCAGAGAUUCCGAUCGACGUUACAUUUUGACUUUGGAAACUGGCUUUGAAAAUCGAGCUUUGUGGUGUACUUCGACCCACCCCUGACUUGGGUUUGAAACUUAUACUCACAGCAAAAGCUUGUCAUGUUGAAGAGAAAAAAGUACUUUGUACAACGGCAAGAAUUCACUUGUCAAGUUUUCAGUUGGUUUAAAUAGGCUGUAGUGGCGGAAAUUCAAGUUGUGCCGGCAAUUGGGGGAGAUGGCGAAAUGCGAAAGUCGGGGAGAGGGGUUGACUUGCUCGGCAAGCGGGGGGAGGGGAUACCCUCUAGGACUCUAUACAGAGGUCGAUGUUGAUGAUAUCUGGAUCUGUGACUCUGGUAACACGGGCAUCCGCAUCACAUCAGAUGAAGUAUUCAUGCAGAAUCAUACAUCAUCACAAAAUGGGGGGGGAGUGAUUAGCCCAUCCCUCAAUUCAAAAGUUAUCGUUAGGCCUACUCUGUUACUACAGAGCUAUAAUUUCAUUUCUUUAAGGAAACUGUUCCCGGUAAAAGUUUCAGAACUUGAUGAUUUUUGUAAAAAAUUUUCUUGUCCAAUUUUCUGAUGCAUGUGUAUAGCCUUUCUCAUAUUUCUGUACAUUUUAAUUAAGAGCAUUAUAAUAAUAACGAUACUAAUCUUGA